AUGCCCUACACCUGCUGCCUGCCCGCCCUGAGCUGCCGCACCAGCUGUUCCUCCCGGCCCUGCGUGCCCCCCAGCUGCCACGGCUGCACCCUGCCCGGGGCCUGCAACAUCCCCGCCAACGUGGGCAACUGCAACUGGUUCUGCGAGGGCUCCUUCAAUGGCAGCGAGAAGGAGACCAUGCAGUUCCUGAAUGACCGCCUGGCCAGCUACCUGGAGAAGGUGCGCGAGCUGGAGCGCGAGAACGCGGAGCUGGAGCGGCGCAUCCAGGAGCGGAACCAGCAGCAGGAGCCCUUGCUGUGCGCCAGCUACCAGUCCUACUUCCGCACCAUCGAGGAGCUGCAGCAGAAGAUCCUAUGCAACAAGUCUGAGAACUCCCGGCUGGUGGUGCGGAUCGACAACGCCAAGCUGGCGGCCGAUGACUUCAGGACCAAGUACGAGACGGAGCUGUCCCUGAGGCAGCUGGUGGAGUCCGACAUCAACGGCCUGCGCCGGAUCCUGGACGAGCUGACCCUGUGCAGGUCCGACCUGGAGGCGCAGGUGGAGUCGCUGAAGGAGGAGCUGCUGUCCCUCAAGCAGAACCACGAGCAGGAAGUCAACACGCUGCGCUGCCAGCUGGGCGACCGCCUCAACGUGGAGGUGGACGCCGCGCCCUCCGUCGACCUGAACCGCGUGCUCAACGAAGUCAGGAGCACCUUGGAGAACUCGGAUCCGUCUUCAGCCCGGCACCUCGCUCCCUCCUCAGCCACCAUGCCCUAUACCUGCUGCCUGCCCGCCCUGAGCUGCCGCACCAGCUGUUCCUCCCGGCCCUGCGUGCCCCCCAGCUGCCACGGCUGCACCCUGCCCGGGGCCUGCAACAUCCCCGCCAACGUGGGCAACUGCAACUGGUUCUGCGAGGGCUCCUUCAAUGGCAGCGAGAAGGAGACCAUGCAGUUCCUGAAUGACCGCCUGGCCAGCUACCUGGAGAAGGUGCGCGAGCUGGAGCGCGAGAACGCGGAGCUGGAGCGGCGCAUCCAGGAGCGGAACCAGCAGCAGGAGCCCUUGCUGUGCGCCAGCUACCAGUCCUACUUCCGCACCAUCGAGGAGCUGCAGCAGAAGAUCCUCUGCAACAAGUCUGAGAAUGCCCGGAUGGUGGUGCAGAUUGACAAUGCCAAGCUGGCUGCUGAUGACUUCAGGACCAAGUACGAGACGGAGCUGUCCCUGCGGCAGCUGGUGGAGUCCGACAUCAACGGCCUGCGCCGGAUCCUGGACGAGCUGACCCUGUGCAGGUCUGACCUGGAGGCGCAGGUGGAAUCGCUGAAGGAAGAGCUGCUGUCCCUCAAGCAGAACCACGAGCAGCUGGCGCAGGUGCAGCAGCUGAUCAGCAGCGUGGAGUCGCAGCUGGCGGAGAUCCGGGGUGACCUGGAGCGGCAGAACCAGGAGUACCAGGUGCUGCUGGACGUGCGGGCGCGGCUGGAGUGCGAGAUCAACACGUACCGGGGGCUGCUGGAGAGCGAGGACUGCAAGCUGCCCUGCAACCCCUGCGCCACCACCAACGCCUGUGACAAGCCCAUCGGACCCUGUGUCGCCAAUCCCUGUAUUUCCCGCUCCCGCUGUGGGCCCUGCAACACCUUUGGAAACUCCCUGGAGAACACGCUGAACGAGAGCGAGGCCCGCUACAGCUCACAGCUGGCGCAGGUGCAGCAGCUGAUCAGCAGCGUGGAGUCGCAGCUGGCGGAGAUCCGGGGUGACCUGGAGCGGCAGAACCAGGAGUACCAGGUGCUGCUGGACGUGCGGGCGCGGCUGGAGUGCGAGAUCAACACGUACCGGGGGCUGCUGGAGAGCGAGGACUGCAAGCUGCCAUGCAACCCCUGUGCCACCACCAAUGCCUGUGAGAAGCCCAUCGGGCCCUGCGUUGCCAACCCCUGCCUCACACGGCCGCGGUGUGGGCCUUGCGGCCCUUUCGGGCACUAGCGCCCCCUGCUGGGCGGAGGACCAGGGCUCCUGCUGCACCACCU
Octodon degus (degu) is the source of this 1994-nucleotide messenger RNA. RefSeq names its product keratin, type I cuticular Ha3-I-like. The transcript has 11 exons. The record is from RefSeq and is a predicted model, not a curated record. NCBI's taxonomy places the organism in Eukaryota, Metazoa, Chordata, Mammalia, Rodentia, Octodontidae. Bases 1 to 1950 code for a protein of 649 amino acids. Gene Ontology annotation, molecular function: structural molecule activity.